UUGCUCCGUUUGGACUUCUAGGACUACUAUGCAUCCUGACGCUAUAUUGAGGAGGCACUUCCUGAUUACGUAGAACCCCCCUAACUGCUGCAGGAAAGGGGGAACUCCAUCUUCACCUCCGCCCCCUUCUACAGAAGAUGACCACUGAAGACUCCUGUCUGGCAAUUCAAACGCUGAACUGUUGAUGCUGCUUUCUGUCCAUGAACAGUACUGCAAAACAUCAUGGCCUCAGCACCAUAGAUCAUCAUACAGACCAUCUGAGGAUAGGAGUGUGGAGAUUGUUUUGAACGAAGACGUGUCUUGGCUUACAAAACCUCACCAUGGAUAUGCCAAAGCUUACAAUUAUGGCGUGCAUGUUUAUACUUCUUAAUUCUUGGACAUGUUGGUCAAAACCAAAGGGUUCACCACAUAUGAAUUCUGUGAGGAUCGAAGGAGACCUUAUCUUUGGUGGUCUUUUCCCUGUACAUGGAAGGGGGAGUGAUGGCAGAGCAUGUGGAGAACUUAAGAAGGAGAAAGGAAUACACCGCUUAGAAGCAAUGCUGUAUGCUCUUGAUCGUAUUAAUGCUGAUCCUGACCUCCUGCCCAAUAUCACAUUAGGUGCUAGAAUUUUGGACACCUGCUCCCGGGACACCCAUGCUCUAGAGCAGUCCUUAAGCUUUGUCCAGCCCCUUAUAGAUAAGGACCGAGGAGAAGUGCGAUGUCUCAGUGGUGGGAAUCCGAUUAUUGCUCAGCCUGAGAGGGUAGUGGGAGUGAUUGGAGCAUCUUCAAGCUCUGUCUCUAUCAUGGUGGCCAAUAUAUUGAGACUCUUCAAGAUUCCGCAAAUUAGCUAUGCCUCCACCGCUCCAGAUCUAAGUGACAACAGUCGAUAUGACUUUUUUUCUCGAGUGGUUCCAUCAGACACUUAUCAGGCUCAGGCCAUGGUUGAUAUUGCGAAAGCCCUGAAAUGGAGUUAUGUGUCCACACUAGCAUCUGAAGGUAGCUAUGGAGAAAGUGGAGUGGAAGCUUUCAUCCAGAAGUCCAGAGAGGAUGGAAGCUUGUGUGUAGCACAAUCAGUUAAAAUCCCACGAGAGCCAAAAGCGGGAGAAUUUGAUAAGAUAAUUCGGCGUCUGCUGGAGACAUCUAAUGCUCGUGCUGUCAUCAUCUUUGCCAGUGAAGACGAUAUCAGGGAAUAUGUGGUUGUUGCUUCUGUUAAUGAUCAGCUGCUGUAUAUGAAAUUUAGACUGUUGGAGACCAUGCACAUCAUGCUGGCCUAA
Messenger RNA from Nanorana parkeri, 1253 nucleotides. Its product is annotated as metabotropic glutamate receptor 4-like. The record is from RefSeq and is a predicted model, not a curated record. Lineage: Eukaryota; Metazoa; Chordata; Amphibia; Anura; Dicroglossidae. Gene Ontology annotation, biological process: regulation of synaptic transmission, glutamatergic; G protein-coupled glutamate receptor signaling pathway. Gene Ontology annotation, molecular function: adenylate cyclase inhibiting G protein-coupled glutamate receptor activity. The transcript is spliced from 5 exons. Gene Ontology annotation, cellular component: membrane. Bases 321 to 1253 code for a protein of 310 amino acids.